GCCGGGCUCGCGGGUCGGAGUCGCGGGCCGAGGCCGCCGCGGAAGGCUCGGCCCCGCCCGGGGAGCGAGGUGGGCCCCGCAGAGCCCGCCCUUCUGUCCCGCCCGCCCGCCGCGCCCCUGCGGCAGCCCCCGCGGGCCCACUCGCCGCCUCCGCCUGACACACCGGCAGCACGACAGUCUUUUAUCCAUCCAAUCGCUGUGAAAUGCCUGCGGCGCUCCAGAGAAUGCGAGGGGAAGAAGAAGAAGAAGAAGAAAAACGUAGACGACUUGAGUUAAGUAGCGCGAGGAACGGUCACAGCAUUUUUACCUGGUGCGUUUGUUCCAAGGAUGUAAAGCGCCCCUGCCGUCACCGCGUAGGGAAGAUGGCGGCCUGGGAAGCCCUCGGCUGAGGGAGAAUUCUUGAGAGGACUUCCGUGCAAAAGAGAGAUAGGAAAACUCAUUCUUAAAUUCAUAUGGAAUCUUGAGGGAUCAUGAAUUGCCAAAACGAUCUUGAAAAAGAACAAGAGAGGAGGAGGACUCACUUCUUGACUUCAAAAUUUGUUACAAAGCCAUAGCCACUGAAGGAAGAGAUCAAGAUGAAUGCAGAGCCUGAGAGGAAGUUCGGAGUGGUGGUGGUUGGCGUUGGCAGAGCUGGCUCUGUGCGGAUCAGGGACUUGCGGAAUCCACAUGCUUCCUCAGCAUUCCUGAACCUGACUGGCUUCGUGUCCAGACGAGAGCUUGGGAACAUUGAUGAAGUCCAGCAGAUUUCUUUGGAAGAUGCUCUUUCCAGCCAGGAGGUUGAGGUUGCCUAUAUCUGCAGUGAAAGUUCCAGCCACGCGGACUAUAUCAGGCAGUUCCUUAAUGCUGGCAAGCAUGUCCUUGUGGAAUAUCCCAUGACACUCUCUUGGGCAGAAGCUCAGGACCUGUGGACGCUGGCGGAGCAGAAAGGGAAGGUCUUGCAUGAGGAGCAUGUUGAACUCUUGAUGGAAGAGUUUGCAUUCCUGAAAAAAGAAGUGGUGGGGAAAGAUCUGCUGAAAGGAUCUCUUCUCUUCACAGCUGGCCCAUUGGAAGAAGAGCGGUUUGGCUUCCCUGCGUUUAGUGGCAUUUCUCGCCUGACCUGGCUGGUCUCCCUCUUUGGGGAGCUUUCUCUUGUAUCCGCCACAUUGGAAGAACGAAAGGAAGAUCAAUAUAUGAAAAUGACUGUGUGCUUGGAGACAGAGAAUAAACGUCCACUCACAUGGAUUGAAGAGAAAGGGCCUGGUCUAAAACGAAACCGACAUUUAAGCUUCCAUUUUAAAUCUGGUUCCCUGGAGAACAUGCCAAAUGUAGGAGUCAAUAAGAAUAUUUUCUUGAAAGAUCAAAAUAUAUUUGUCCAGAAACUUUUGGGUCAGUUUUCUGAAAAGGAGCUGGCUGCCGAAAAGAAGCGCAUCCUGCACUGCCUAUGGCUCGCAGAAGAAAUCCAGAAAUACUGCUACUCAAAGAAGUGAAGGAUGCAUGCAGCACUUCUAAGAUGGGACCAUAGUUUCCUUUUUAUGAAGAGUUGACCUUUAUUCUUACAAUUAAACAUAUCUUGGGUAAACAGA
Nyctereutes procyonoides (raccoon dog) is the source of this 1562-nucleotide messenger RNA. It is a transcript of the gene BLVRA, whose product is annotated as biliverdin reductase A. Bases 576 to 1466 code for a protein of 296 amino acids. Gene Ontology annotation, biological process: heme catabolic process. The transcript is spliced from 9 exons. NCBI's taxonomy places the organism in Eukaryota, Metazoa, Chordata, Mammalia, Carnivora, Canidae. Gene Ontology annotation, molecular function: zinc ion binding; biliverdin reductase [NAD(P)H] activity; nucleotide binding. The record is from RefSeq and is a predicted model, not a curated record. Gene Ontology annotation, cellular component: cytoplasm.